This is a messenger RNA of Saccostrea cuccullata (small rock oyster), 3138 nucleotides long. Its product is annotated as zinc finger protein 724-like. Bases 118 to 2814 code for a protein of 898 amino acids. The record is from RefSeq and is a predicted model, not a curated record. Gene Ontology annotation, biological process: regulation of transcription by RNA polymerase II. Lineage: Eukaryota; Metazoa; Mollusca; Bivalvia; Ostreida; Ostreidae. The transcript has 6 exons. Gene Ontology annotation, cellular component: nucleus. Gene Ontology annotation, molecular function: DNA-binding transcription factor activity, RNA polymerase II-specific.
UUUUUGGCAGGUGAUGACAAGUAAGACAGACAUGGGACUAAGCCUCGAAGAAGACCAGUCUUAACUCUCCAUCUUUGAAUAUUGACCCAUGUCAAUCAUCAAAACUAACACGACAGCAUGGAGACCAAUCAUGAUAUGGAUGAAAUCAGUUCUUCUAUAUCCAGUCUGUGUUCCAUGCUAGAGACAGCAGGCCACACUGCUAUACUACUCUCCCUGGACGGAAAGAAUCAGAAACUCUACCAGUGUGGCAGUGGUGCUGGAGGGAACUUUCUCUUACGGGAAAGGAAUACAGUGAAAAGUUUUGUCAGCUUCUGUACAGAUGUGUAUUCAGCAGAUACAACAGUUAACAUAGAAAACCAAGAAAAAGAUACAUGUAGAUUGGUUGUUGAGGAUAUAGAAACAAUUUUACGUGGAAAUUUGGAGGACGCAGAAUCAGACAAACAAAAGACAAAUGACGAGAUUAGUUCUGAACCUGACAAUGUGUCUGAUUUUGAUCCCAUUGAAACGUUUGAAGAUGAACAAGAUAGUUCAAGUACAGACCAUCUUUCCAAGGAAGAAAAAUCUGACAAUGAGGCACUGGUUUAUAAUAAUAUCCCAGAAAAACUUGAAGAUAAGGAAAUAAGUGUAAAGAAUGAUGUCUGCAGUCCUGGAUCUUUGCAGGCCAUAAAAAAGGUACAGAAUAACAGUAAGAAGAGUUCAGGGGAAUUACAGGAUACAGAAAAGAAUGAUGAAAUGGAAUUUGUACAACGGUCAGAAUUGAAAAGGAAAGGGAAGAAUCUAAGACAAUCCAGCAGGAAAGAGCGUAAAUUUGAUGGAAUUAUUCAACAGGAUGAAAUAAAUCAUCAGAAUGAACAAAUGAGAGAAAGGUUAAGAAGAAGGUCUGAACCAGUUGAAAAGAGAAAAAAGAAAAAUGUUAGUGAGGAAAAAGAUGAAAGUAAAAAUAACAAUAUGGAGGAGGUAGAAAAGUCAUUGGGACAUAAUUGUCUGUUUUGUGAUAAACAAUUGAAGAAUAGAAAAACUUUGAUUCAGCAUGUUGUCAGACAUGCAGGGCAGAAACUUCGAUGUAAAAUUUGUGACACUAUGUGUAAUAAGAAAAAUAUACUACAGGAGCAUGUUAGAAUGCAUGAAUUUCAGACCAGUGGACCCGGUUUGGACAACAGUGAGAUGUAUGAUGUUGAAAGUAGAACAUGUAAACUUUGUCAGGUUCAACUGGGCUCAGUUUUUUCUCUGAAGAGACAUAUGAAAUGUCAUGAAAACUUAAAAGAUUUUAAGUGUUAUGUAUGUGCUGAGAAUUUUCAUACCGAAAAGGAGUUAGCUUUACAUACGGCCAUUCAUAUGGUGUCACUGGUGUACUCGUGUGGGACUUGCAGGAUUGGAUUCGAUUCCGAGGAGGCUUUACAAUACCAUAGAGGAAAGAACAACUGUAGUGCUGCAGAGUUACCUGGGGAGACUAGCUUUAAUUGUUCCGUUUGUGAUAAAGGGUUUAUGUACCAGAAAAAUUUAGAAAAGCAUUUGGAAACGCAUAAAAAUAACCAAAAUUCUGCUUCCAACAAAGGGUCGACGCUUUCAGAAAAUACUGCUAAAACCAAUGGGGGACAAAGUGGAAUAGGUGCUGUUAACAGUGAUUUGAGCCAGUUAUCUUCACAUAAUGUCCAGCAACAAGACAUGGAAACAGGCUCUUCUUGUUUUGAUAGCAGGAACGUGGACCAAAAAAAUGCAGCUGAAAUUAAUCCAUCAACUGACAUUCCCACCUCUUCAUCACAGAGUGAGAAAAGUUCAAAAGAUCUUACAUGUAAUUUAUGUGGACAAAUAUUCAAGAAGGCAAUGGCCUUGUAUCGUCACAAAUUGGGGCACGACGGCACGGGAAUGUUUCCGUGUAGGUUUUGUAACUUUGUGACCAAUUCCAAAGACAAUCUGACCAGACAUGCCAAAACACACUUGGCAAAGCUUCCACAUAUUUGUGACAUCUGUGAUAAAGGUUUUACAGAAAAGUGUCAUUUAACUUUUCAUAUGAACUCCUCUCAUUUUCAUAAAAGGCAAUUCCUCUGCGACCAUUGUGGGAAAUCCUUUCGUGCUCAACAGUCCUUGCUUGCUCACAAACGAUCACAUAUGGGUACCAGGCCCUAUAAAUGCAGGUACUGUGAUCAGGCUUUCGUAACAGGAAGUGGGAAGAAAGAGCAUGAGAAAAUUCAUCAGAAUAAAAAGACCUACAUGUGUGAUUCAUGUGGGAUGUCGUUUAACCAGAGGUGCGGUUUAUACACCCAUAAACUCACACACCAUAAUGAUAAACCAUCAAAGAUCUGCCCGGAGUGUGGCAGGGCAUUCAAAACUGAUCAUUACCUUAGAUCCCAUUUUGUCUCCAGGCAUCUAAAACUGGAGGACGUGGAUAAUUACGGCUUUAAAGUCUAUACUUGUGAAGUUUGCCAAAAAUUAUUUUCAGACAAGAGCGACAUGAAAAGCCACAUGAAUAAACAUACAGGAGAGAAACCAUUUAAAUGUGCCUACUGCAACAAAGGCUUCUCUGACAGGAGUAACAUGAGGGCCCAUCAGCGAAUUCACCAGGAAUACAGGCCCCAUCUCUGUAAUAUCUGCGGGAAAGGCUUCAUCUUCAACAGGGACCUCAAGAAGCACCUCAGAACCCACUCGCCUCAAGCAGACGACACAAACAGAUUGCAGGAAUCGGACACAGCUGUGGAAUUUUUAAGGUCCUCAUUAAACACAGAUGAUGCGGGGGGUGCUGAAGUACAGAACCCCAAUACUGUGGGGGAGUUUGAAAUUCAGGUCAAAUUUUCUGAAGAUUUUAUGUAUAAAUGAUAAGAAAAAAUUUUAAUACACAAUAUUUUGUAUGUUUUUGAUAUUUCAAAAUCUUUGAACAUUUUCUUUGGUCAUCUACCUUAUUUUAUUACUUUUCAAAAAUCUGUGAUCAUGAUAUAAAAGAAAAUGAUUAUAUUUUUGUAACAGCAAAUUGUUUUACAUUUCUAUAACAUGUACAAUUACUAUUGUUUUAUAAUAUGUGGAUUAGAAUAAAAUUGUUUCUUGGUAGUGAUAAGUGUAGCAGUAGUUGAAACUCCUUUUUUAGCUCACAUUGGGGCCAUAAAACUUAGACAAGCUCACUUUUGAUCUCAGUCUCACUUUUAA